CCACAAUCAAGCAGAUGGUUCGCUCACACCAAGCUCCUGCAAGCAAAUCUUCAUUCAAGCUCUCUGUAUGUCAUCAACAAGGGUGGGAGUGUCUGAUUAAGUUCCUGAAGUGUUAUAAAAAAAAACUCAUGAUGUGGUCUCUGGAAAAGCGGUUGAAUAGAAAAUGCUUAUGAUUCCGGAUAGCUAACAAGCAAAGACUAUGUGUUUGUAAUAUCAACAUAUUAUGUCGAGAUCUUAGCUCAUUGUUUGUACUUUCUAUUGCAUUUUUGUUCUUACGUGAUGAUUUGUGCUACACAACAUCUGUAACAUCUGUUUUAUUUCAUACGAUAGUAUUUUGAAUCUGCCUAUAUCUACAAAAAAGCUAACUAAUAAGACUGUUUUUAGGUGAAGGAGGAUCAGUUCACGAGAGUAGUCAUUCCUAAGCUUACUAAUUCAAGUGCAUUAGGGUCCAAGGGCCAAAUUCAGUGACGAAAGUGAUAAUAACACAUGUAUUGUGAUGGAAGUUCAGGAUCAAAUGCUAGGUUCUUCCACAAUGCUCGCUUUUGAUUCACUUGGAUUACGCCGUCUUGAAAAUGUUGCUUUUGGAGAAAAUAGCAAUGGUGUUGCCGGUGAUACCUAAUGGGAGUAGACAUGAUGUAGUCGAUGGGACGGUUAAUUCAUCAUAUCUGUGGUCUGAAUGCACAGUCCUUCGUUUGACAAAAAAAUAUGCGCCAGCAGAACACGACUAAUCCAUUAUAUUGGAUUGCCAACAUUGGUGACAGUGUUGCGAGUGAAAGUAAUGAUGGUCAUGUUCGUAUUACUAUUUUUGAAGAUUUAUUGAUAUGCAGAGAUGGAGAUCCUAUAGUUGCGAAUGUUGAAAGCAUAUUUCCGGAAUAUGUUGAAUCUAUAGGUGAUAUGAGUUGUUUGUGCGACCGUACAGCCUUGACACCAACACUGGCUGUGGUUGAAGCUGUUAAUGACUAUAUGACAACUCUUAAUGUUGGUGAAGUUUCAAGAACAUAUUUUAGUUCUGACAGUGUUUCUAAUUAAAGGUAGGUAGGGACCCCUGAUACUUUUGUGAAAUAUCGAUCAUUCAAUGGGGUUGUGUAACGGGACACGUCUUAUCCUAACGAUGCUCAGUGAACAUGUUUUUGAGGAGAAAAUUUUAACUAGUGUGAGUGCUGGACAAAAAGUAUUAAUUCAUAGAUGGUCCUUGACGUCAUCCGAUGCCAGCUUGCCUUUCAAAUUUCAUAGGCGACAAUAUCCUGUUAUGACUUCAUACGCUAUGACUAUAAAUAAUAGUCAAGGUCCAUAUUUGUCCUGUGUUGGGUUGUUGUUGAAAAAAACGGUAUUUACCCAAGGAUAGUUGUAUGUUGCAGUAUCAAGGGUUACUAAUCAUUGUGAUUUGAAAAUUCUAAUUGUUGAUGAAGAUGAAGGAACCAGUGACAAGACUCCGAAUGUUGUAUUCAAAGA
Messenger RNA from Cuscuta epithymum, 1452 nucleotides. Lineage: Eukaryota; Viridiplantae; Streptophyta; Magnoliopsida; Solanales; Convolvulaceae. The record is from the annotation of a GenBank genome assembly.